AUGUCCGCACCCGCCAGCCUCGUCCCCGGAAACUACGUCAUCUUCGCAGAGAAUCCGUCUGGCACCGUCACAACAGGCACACUCGUCAAUGGGAGAUCCAACUUCGCUAUGACAUGCCCCCUAUCUAGCGGUGGAAACUGCAGCAUCACUACACUCUCCAGCGCAUCCAGCGCCUCCCCCACCCAGAUCUGGCUCAUCACGGGAGACGGGAUGAUCCUCUCCAAAUCCUCGUCCAACGGCCAACUCGCGCAAAGCCCUACAUUCUACGCGAGCUUCAGCAACAACUCUCCCAACAUCGUCACCACAAGCGCACCAGUCACACCAGCGCCCACCACUAAAUUCGUGUUCCAAGUCUCGCAGCAAGCGGCGACUGAUCACAGCGACCCCGUCUCCUACCUCGCAACCGUCAUGACAACCGACCUCACAGACCAAUACUGGACCGUUGAUGACUUGGUAAAUAUCCUUUCUCUACCAUAA
Molecule: messenger RNA, 477 nt
Organism: Psilocybe cubensis
Lineage: Eukaryota; Fungi; Basidiomycota; Agaricomycetes; Agaricales; Agrocybaceae
Exons: 3
Coding region: 1-477 (158 amino acids)
Source: RefSeq, a predicted model, not a curated record